CCACGACAUACCCAUCGCAUCGCUAUAACCAACAGCAUUACGUCGUCCCAAUUGUGCAAAUUUGCAUAGGACAGACAAAAUGCCUCACCCAAAUACCAGCGGACCGCUCAACAAGCGUCAAAAAGUAGACGCUGUUGCUGGCAAGGCGAAGCCCAGCUCGAAUGCUUCGCGCAUCUUCGCGCCCUUCAGAACUGUCGGAUUAGUUUCUCCCACUAGCGUUCCCUUUACCUCUAUCCCGCUUGGCAAGACAACCUUCCAAAUCACCACAUCGGUUGGCAGAGCCCUCCAAACCUACGAUCUACGACGUGGUCUUAACCUUGUGUUUGUGACUCGACCUCGAACACCUGCCGACAUCACUGCUACAUAUGCAUGGAAGGAAAAGGUCUUCGCAGCAUGGGGCGGAUCCUCAAAAUACGAACCCCAAGGCCUGUGGGUAUUCCAGCGAGGCAAGGUUGUCGCCGAAAUUGAACUCCCUGCGGACAUGGACGAGCCAAUCCAGCAAAUAUUUGUCUUUGGAACGUGGAUUGUGGCUAGCAGUCUUACCAGAAUCGACAUCUUCAAGUCUGAGAGCCUCGAACACUACACGACAAUUCACACCAUGGCUGCCGCACAAGGCGGCAACCAGAUCACCGGCGGCGUUACCAGCAUGCCGACAUUCUUGAACAAGAUCUUUGUUGGUAGAAAGGACGGCUGGGUAGAAAUUUGGAACGUUAGCACUGGAAAGCUGAUUUAUACCAUUCUCCCUCCCGCGCCGGAUGCUGGCUCAGUUACUUGUCUCGAGCCAAGCACAGCCCUCUCCCUACUUGCCAUUGCCUACUCCAGCGGCACAUUACUCAUAUCGAAUGUUCUCACGGAUAAACCUGUUCUGCAACUCGAAGCGGCAAGCCCCGAAGCCCCCAUUACCUCGAUCACAUUCCGAAGUGACGGUAAGGGUGCAGGCACAGACGGUCGCAAGGACGGUGUCAUGGCCACUGCUACAAGCGCAACCGGCGAUGUCACAUUCUGGGACUUGAAUGAAGGCGGCAGAGUCAUGAGUGUUCUUCGAAGCGCCCACAACCCUCCCGGGCACAAUGGCUCCCAGGUCCGUGGUGGCAUCAGCAAAAUCGAAUUCCUUGCAGGACAACCUGUUAUCAUGACCAGCGGCCGUGAUAACUCGCUAAAAUCGUGGAUCUUCGAUGCUACACCAUUUGCGCCAACACCGAGAAUCCUCCAUGCCCGCAGUGGUCAUGCAGGACCUGUUAACUGCCUGCACUUCUUACCGUCCGAUUUUGACGGAGCGGAAGCAGGUAACAAAUGGUUGCUCAGCGGUGGACAAGAUCGCAGUCUUUGGGGUUGGAGUCUGCGUCGAGAUGGCCAGAGUUCAGAGCUAAGUCAAGGAAAUAUCCGGAAACUGGCGAAAAAGGUUGGAAUUUUAUCGUCAAACGCUUUGGUGCACGGAUCAACUACAACACUGGAAGAUUUGAAAGCCCCCGAAAUCACCUGCAUCGCAUCAUCACUAAACCGUGAUGGUGGAAUGGGUGCUAUACCUGGAAAACAGCCAAUCUGGCAAAAAGGAACGAUUCAGAAUAAGCGUGUCGAUGCCGAGAUUAGCGGCGCCACCGGCUGGGAGAGCGUUGUUACCGCACACAAAGGAGAUUCACACGCUCGCACAUGGUUUUGGGGACGAAGAAAGGCUGGUAGAUGGGCCUUCCGCACUGGAGAUGGAUCUAACGUCUCUACUGUGGCAAUGAGUCCCUGUGGUAGCUUUGCUGUGGUCGGUUCGGAAGAAGGUGGAAUUGAUAUGUACAACCUUCAGUCCGGCGUACACAGACAACGGUUCCCUUCCAAGCUUACCCCUGCCCAAGCCAGGCAGAUGAAGAUCCAACAGCUGCGACAAGCGGAUGAUGCCGCCUCGCAAGCAGAGAGAGGCCAAAAGUUUCUGGCUGGCGAGGGCAAACACACAAAGGCCAUCACUGGCAUUGUUGUGGAUUCAAUGAACAAGACUGUCGUCUCCUGCGCAAUGGACGGCAAGGUCAAGUUUUGGGACUUCUUAACGGGCAAGCUUCUACACCAAUUGGACUGGGCGCCGAUGACAUUCCCUAUUGCCUGCCGAUACCACGCUAUGAGCAAUCUCGUUGUGUUUGCCUGCGAUGACAUGUCCAUUCGUGUGGUGGAUAUGGAGACGAAGAAGACUAUUAGAGAAUUCUGGGGUCCUUCGGAUUCCAUCAACGAUCUUUGCUUCUCAAGUGACGGAAGAUGGAUCAUUGCAGCCUCGAACGAUUGCAUAAUCCGAAUUUGGGAUCUACCAACAAGCCACCUGAUUGAUGCCAUCAGACUGGAGAAGCCCUGCACAGCCAUUGCCAUGUCGAGUACCGGUGAAUAUUUGGCUGCUACUAUUGCUGGAGAACCUGGAGUUACGCUCUGGAGCAACAAGGCUCUCUUCAAACAUAUUUCCACCCGCCAAAUUUCAGAGAAGGAGCUUGCAACCAUUUCAAUGCCUUCCGUAUCCGGCGAGGGUAACCAAGGCAUGCUGGAGGGCGCAUUUGAAGAAGACGACGAUGUCAACGAUGCUGUUGUGGCUCCUACGCUGGACCAGCUUAGCUCAGACCUGAUGACCUUGAGUUUGGUACCAAAGAGCCGUUGGCAGACAUUGUUGCAUCUUGACAUGAUCAAAGAAAGAAACAAGCCGACAGAGGCUCCUAAAGCGCCCGAGAAGGCCCCCUUUUUUUUGCCGUCAACGACUGGUGCCCAGAACCCCUCAGCCGAGUUGGAAUCCAAACCCGCAGAUGACCUGGUAGAUAUGUCGAGGAUUUCCAAGCUUGAUAAAGCUCGGUUCGAGGAGCACUUUAGCGAGAAGCUACGCCUAGGUGUGGAGACUGGGGAUUAUGGAGCGUUUAUUGACCAUCUCAAAUCGCUCUCGCCUUCCAGUGCUGAUCUAGAGAUUCGAUCUUUGUCCGUUGGCAACGGAAGCGCGGAAGGUAAUGAGCUGCUUCACUUCAUCAAGGCUCUGACUAGCCGCCUUCAAGCUCGUAGAGAUUAUGAGCUUAACCAGGCCUGGAUGACUGUGUUUUUGCGCCUCCAUUUCGAUAUCAUAAUGGGCAACUCCGAUUUGCUCAAUGCGCUGCAAGAGUGGAAGGGCUACCAGGAGCAGGAGUGUAGCCGAUUGGAUAGCCUGGUUGGCUACUGUGGUGGUGUUGUGAGCUUCUUGCGUAACCCUCGAACGUAGAAGUCAUGGCAAUGUUAUUAUCUUAUACAGUAUUUUUCUACACAUCAAAAAGCGAGCUGAUAUUUUAUCACAUACUUUUCAUGGUUGUUUAAUCCCAUACCAGAGUGAAUAAGUAAAAGUUGCGCUGUAGACUUGGAGACGAGGAACAACUCCAAUCAAGUGUUUCUCAAUUUGGGAUAUUCUUUUUUUUUUCGCAU
[Torrubiella] hemipterigena is the source of this 3402-nucleotide messenger RNA. The record is from the annotation of a GenBank genome assembly. NCBI's taxonomy places the organism in Eukaryota, Fungi, Ascomycota, Sordariomycetes, Hypocreales, Clavicipitaceae.